Molecule: messenger RNA, 1562 nt
Organism: Betta splendens (Siamese fighting fish)
Lineage: Eukaryota; Metazoa; Chordata; Actinopteri; Anabantiformes; Osphronemidae
Product: dual specificity protein phosphatase 8
Exons: 5
Coding region: 166-1326 (386 amino acids)
Biological process (GO): protein dephosphorylation; negative regulation of MAPK cascade
Cellular component (GO): cytoplasm
Molecular function (GO): MAP kinase tyrosine/serine/threonine phosphatase activity; protein tyrosine/threonine phosphatase activity
Source: RefSeq, a predicted model, not a curated record
CAUCAUCGAGUGGAGAUCUAUUGUUGGAAAGAGGGUGAGCUCAUCGUUCAGCAGUUUGAGAGGACGGAGCGAGGACGCAGGACGCAGCAGCAGCAGCAGAGGAGGACAGUCUGCAGAUCCGCAGCUUCCAACUACAAGAGGACGACGACAGGACUCGGUCCAGACAUGGUGUGGUCCCUGGAGGGAGAGGCGGAGCGGCCCCCGCUGUCCGUCAUCCUGCCGCGCUUCUACCUCGGAGCGGAAAGCGACGUGACGCAGGACCGCCUGGCGUCUCUGGGCAUCUCCUACGUGCUCAGUGUGAGCCGCUGCAGCCCCCAGCCCUCCUUCCUGCCCUGCUCCAGAUACCUUCGCAUCCCCAUUGACGACUCCCUGUGGGACGACCUGCUGCCCUGGAUCCCGCAGGCUCUGCACUUCAUCGAUGCAGCCAUGUCCUCCGGUGACUCUGUCUUGGUCCACUGUGCGGCAGGAAUCUCCCGCUCCCCGGCUCUGGCUGUAGCUUACAUCAUGUACAGUCUGGGACUGGACCUGGAUCAGGCCUACAGGUUUGUAAAAGAGCGCCGGCCUUCCAUUUCCCCAAACUUCAACUUCCUGGGUCAGCUGCAGCACUUCCAGGCCACUCUGCACCAGAAGGCCUCCACCAGCAGCCUCCACACGCAGCAGCUGGACAACCGACCGCCGCCCAGCAAUGACAAUGACGUCCACAUCCACACACGUCAACGAAUGAGCGACCCAGUCGUGAGCAGCGUCACUGGAGAGCAGACGCACAGGGAGACCUUCUCCCACGCGGAGCAGAGACACGCAGACGGCGGAGGAAACCAGCCGUCGUCAUGGAAACGUAGGACUCUGCAUUUGACUCUCAGUCAAAACCAACAGGAGGCUCAGACCCCAUGUGAGGUCCCAAGUCCAAACCCCUGCCCCGCUAUUAAGCCAGCACCAAAGCCCGCGCAGCAGGUCCCACCAGGCUCCGUUUCCCUGUGGGAGAAACGUAAAAGUCUCACUCUGUCCUUGACUCCGCUGGGAAGCAGCCCCCCCCCCCCAGGAAGUAGCAUCGGCCAGCGAGCCGCUGCCCAAAAGGCCCAGAGCUCGGAGACAGUAGAAAGGCCCGAGGCAAAGACGCAGGGAGCGGGCGGCUCCCACAGGCCGAGCCGGGCCCAGGAUCCCACCCACAGCCAGUGCCGCAGGGCGGCGGCGAAGGAGCAGGGCUCGCUGUCGCCGUUCAGCUUCACUCUCAGCAAGCUGCUGGACUGGGGGGAGAGGCUGCUCCUGGGGGAGGCCUUCGUCCACCCCGUGAGGAUAGGACAGCCGGCGCUGCCGUACCGGUGUUGAGGACCGUCCCCGCCUGUGCAUGUUAGCCGGAAGGAAGCGCGCAGGAUGUUUGUCUUGUGUUUAUUUAUUUAUUUAUGGCAGAGAAGAACCCGUGUUGUCCAACAGCGCCACACAGCAUGUCUCGUUUUCAUCACUGCUUGUCUGUGAUUUAUACGAUGCAGUAGUUUUUGGCUUUAAAAACACUAUCGGCACAAUGGCUUAUACUGCAUUUACUUAUAAUUAAAGGUUACAUUUCA